AUGCUUUCCAACAGCUAUUCAACGCUGAUAUACAUCGCGAGUGAAGUGGCGUCGGGCAUUGCCAUUCGGUGGGCCAGUCCUGAGGCCCUAAUACACGGCAUAUUCACCAAUAAGUCCGAUGUCUACUCGUUUGGGAUCACCUUUUGGGAGAUAUUGACGUAUUGUUCGCUCAAACCCUACCACCAUAUGGACGACCAGUCUUUCCUCAAACAAUUUGUCUCUAUUCACGAACAGACGGCUGAUAUUGACUGCACUAAUAAAGCCAUUUACUACCAGCCCUUUACCACCGAUGUCAUCGAUGGACAGAGACUCAUGGCUUUGCCCCGACCUGAAGGCUGUCCGAAGGAGAUAUACGAUCUGAUGUUAGACUGUUGGCAGACAAAUGUUGUCUCCCGACCCACUUUUAGAGAGAUUUCACUGUUUCUUAACCGCAAGAUAAUUGGUUUCAAAAAGCCAGCACAUUUUGUAUGAAUUUUUUCACCAAUUUAUAUAUUGUAUGAUAUAUUGUGUUAAAUAAUGUAAUGUCUGAUGCCUUAAAUUCAAUCAAUUAUUUCGACAUCAACUCAAACACACGAUUUUAGUUGCAUUUUAUGCAACAAAUUAAAUAUUUUUUUGUAAAUAAAAUAUGAUCAUGUGUAUUUCUAAUGAUUCUUAUGACACAAAAUAAAGUUUAAUUA
Oppiella nova is the source of this 677-nucleotide messenger RNA. Lineage: Eukaryota; Metazoa; Arthropoda; Arachnida; Sarcoptiformes; Oppiidae. The record is from the annotation of a GenBank genome assembly.